Molecule: messenger RNA, 1524 nt
Organism: Rhinocladiella mackenziei CBS 650.93
Lineage: Eukaryota; Fungi; Ascomycota; Eurotiomycetes; Chaetothyriales; Herpotrichiellaceae
Exons: 1
Coding region: 1-1524 (507 amino acids)
Biological process (GO): DNA strand elongation involved in DNA replication; DNA replication
Cellular component (GO): delta DNA polymerase complex
Molecular function (GO): DNA binding
Source: RefSeq, a predicted model, not a curated record
AUGGCACCGAUUCAAGGACUGCUCCGUCCCUGGCAGAAGGAAGAGAAAUUUGACCAGAAAAACAGAGCUCCUACCACCUACAAUCCGUUAUAUUCCUAUCGAUUGCCUCGAGGAGAAAACAAACACUACCUGCAACAAUAUGGCGACACGUAUUUCUUACGACUUGCGAAGUUGAAGCCUGUGGUUGAAAAGAUCGCGGUAGAAGAUUGGAAGGAUUUCGAGAUCGCGGGAGAAAAAGCAAAAAGGGUGGACAGAGUUCUAGAUGUCCGACAGGGUCAACUAUGUUGGGUUGUCGGGACCAUCUAUAUGGACAUGCCAUUGAAACCAAACAUUCUGGACGACAUAGCCAAGGAGAACUGGAUCGCGGGACCACCAGCACGACACUCAUACUUUUCUGCAGAGAGAGAGACCCAAGUUAUGUUGGAGGACGAAUCUGGGAGACUUCGACUUACCGGAACAAUGUUGAAGAACAGCUUGCUGGUCACUGGCAUUAUCGUUGCCGUUCUCGGAACUGAGAAUGCCCACGGAGACUUCGAGGUACUUGACAUACACAUUCCAGGACUACCACGACAGCCGAAGAGAUGGGAAUGCGAUGAAGAGGAGGAGAAAAUGGACGUCGGUCAACCAAAGAAAAUGAUUGCUCUCGUUAGCGGCCUUGACAUUUCCGGCUCCGAUGCAGAUACGCUGAGCCUCUCCCUUUUGACUGAAUUCCUCCUCGGUGAAGCGUUGGAUGACGACAACCGAGACAAAGCCAGCACGAUUUCUCGCCUAAUUAUUGCGGGAAAUUCCAUCGCCUCAGAUCUGCUCCCCAACCAUCAAACCUCCAUUGAGGAUGGGAAGAAGCCCGGAAACCGAAAAUAUGGCUACGACGCCUCGUCUUACAAUGCGAUACCGACGACUCUUCUCGACCAAUUUCUCGCAGAACUUCUUCCAAGCAUUCCCAUUACCAUCUUAGCCGGUGAACAAGACCCAGCAAAUGCUACCUUGCCUCAACAACCUAUCCAUCCUGCAAUGUUCCCACAUGCCCGAGCCUACGCGUCGGCAAAUGUCGAAAACCCUGAAGAAGACGAACCAGGCUGGCUUGAUAGCGUUACCAAUCCCUGGGAUGGAGACGUAGAUGGUUGGCGAUUCAUGGGAAACAGUGGUCAACCAAUUAACGAUAUCCUCAACUACGUCGACCUGGGUGAUCCUGAUGGGAAAGAUGCAGAUGGAAGGUUGGAAAUCAUGGCCAGCAUGCUCAGGUGGCGAUGCGGUGCACCGACAGCCCCAGAUACGUUAUGGUGUUACCCAUUCCAGGAAAAGGAUCAAUUUCUUAUCGAGCAGUGUCCCCACGUCUUCUUUGUGGGAAAUCAACCAAAGUUUGGCACGACCGUCAUCGAUGGCCCCGGCGAGCAACAAGUUCGACUCAUCACCAUCCCAUGCUUCCAUGAGACUGGUGAACUUGUGUUGGUGGAUGCAGAGACGCUGGAGGUCGAAGUGGUCAAAUUCGACGUUCAUAACUCCUCCCCACUCAACGGACCUUGA